This is a messenger RNA of Urocitellus parryii (Arctic ground squirrel), 1714 nucleotides long. It is a transcript of the gene Abhd17c, whose product is annotated as abhydrolase domain containing 17C, depalmitoylase. Gene Ontology annotation, biological process: protein depalmitoylation; regulation of postsynapse organization. Gene Ontology annotation, cellular component: plasma membrane; endosome membrane. Lineage: Eukaryota; Metazoa; Chordata; Mammalia; Rodentia; Sciuridae. Gene Ontology annotation, molecular function: palmitoyl-(protein) hydrolase activity. The record is from RefSeq and is a predicted model, not a curated record.
UCCCCGUCAGCCACCAGCCAGCCGGGUCGCCGGCGGGCGCCAGGCCGCCCGGAUGCCUGAGCCAGGCCCCAGGAUGAACGGCUUCUCGCUGGGAGAGCUGUGCUGGCUCUUCUGCUGCCCGCCCUGCCCGAGCCGCAUCGCCGCCAAGCUGGCCUUCCUGCCGCCCGAGCCCACCUACACUGUCCUGGCGCCCGAGCAGCGCGGCCCCGGCGCGCCCUCCACGGCCCCGGCUCCGGCUCCGGCAGCUGCGGCCCAGCCGGCGCCGCAGCAGCCUGAGGAGGGCGCGGGCGCGGGGCCCGGCGCGUGCAGCCUGCACCUGAGCGAGCGCGCCGACUGGCAGUACUCGCAGCGCGAGCUGGACGCCGUCGAGGUCUUCUUCUCGCGCACCGCCCGGGACAACCGGCUCGGCUGCAUGUUCGUGCGCUGCGCGCCCUCCAGCCGCUACACGCUGCUUUUCUCUCACGGCAACGCCGUGGACCUGGGCCAGAUGUGCAGCUUCUACAUCGGCCUCGGCUCGCGCAUCAACUGCAACAUUUUCUCCUACGACUACUCGGGCUACGGCGUCAGCUCAGGCAAACCCUCCGAGAAGAACCUCUACGCCGACAUCGAUGCCGCGUGGCAGGCGCUGCGCACCCGGUAUGGCGUAAGUCCAGAGAACAUUAUCCUCUACGGUCAGAGCAUUGGGACUGUCCCCACUGUAGACUUGGCCUCACGGUAUGAGUGUGCUGCUGUCAUUCUCCACUCCCCUCUGAUGUCUGGUCUGCGUGUGGCUUUUCCGGAUACCAGAAAAACCUACUGCUUUGAUGCGUUCCCCAGCAUUGACAAGAUAUCUAAAGUCACAUCUCCUGUGUUGGUCAUUCAUGGUACAGAAGAUGAGGUCAUCGACUUCUCCCAUGGCCUGGCGAUGUAUGAGCGCUGCCCCCGAGCCGUGGAGCCUCUCUGGGUAGAGGGAGCUGGGCAUAAUGACAUAGAGCUUUAUGCACAAUACCUGGAAAGACUAAAACAGUUUAUAUCUCACGAACUUCCUAAUUCCUGAAGACAACAACGCGAUCUUACCUCAUUUACUGUGAACAGAAGAGUCCUCUGUUUUGCACAUGCUUUAACUGGAUAGCUAACUGGCCCAUAACCACAAAGAAGUGCCCACCUUUAGGGUGCUCUGAUCAAAGAGGUGAACAGACCUCAAUCUUUUGUAUUAAGAGGUUGUUCUACCCAAUUCCCACAAUACAUUAAACUGAGCAGCCGUGAUUCCCAGCUUCGUUACCUACAGGAAUGGGAAUGAGAGCUGAGUGUGGGGAACAUUUUCUAGUGCUGUAUAAAGUGUGCUCUCAUCUGUUUCAUGCCCUUGCCCAUCAUUUCUCAUUCAUUGAUGCAGGACUUGUCCCUCUCUUCCCCAAUGUGCUCAACAUUUGAUAUGUGGAUCUUUCUCAGCCACUGGAUUUACCCAUUUGUGAAGCUGUGGUGGUGUAACUGGAAAACCACUGUGGUGGCAAUCCUUUUAUUAAUUUUUGUUAAUGUGCUGAUCUUUCCCCAAACACAUAAGUUGAAGGGUGAUUUACUGGAACUAUCACGAGCAGCUUCAUCAACUGUAACAAUAUAAAUAUAACUGGAAAAUUCUUAAGCAAAAGGAAACUGGGGGUUUUUUUAAGUGUAAAUUUAUUACUAGCCAACAGAGUUUUAAUAUUUUGAUUGUCUGGUUGGUCUAUCAAAGAGCCUA